AUGGCGACAGCGAGCCGCCCCGCCACGUCCGCUGAGGCCAUUCUGCAAUUUGUGCUCGACGCGCUGCACCAGUUGAUGGGCCUGCCGCUGCUCAUGGUGAACCAGCCAGACCACAACUUGCCGUGCCUGACCCGAGCCAGCGCGAUCGAGACCCAGAUGCGAGCCGACCAGAAGAACGCCGAGCUGCUGGACGGACCCCGCGUGGACAAGGGCGACCUCCCCACUGCCUCCUGGAGCGACGACGAAGCACCCGAGGAGGAGAUCAGCGACCUGUCCGAGGACGAGAAGGAGCAGCAGAAUGAGAAACAGGACAGUGACGUGGAGAACGGAGCGGAGAUCAAACCCGUCGCCAGCACAGCCCAGAGCCAGCUCUUCGACGGACUGCAGUUCUACCUGGCCGUGAGUCAGGUACGCGAGCGAACAGUGCGAUCGGUGCUGGCGCUCGGCAUGGCCAAGACCUUGACGACGUUGAGGGAACGGAAGCAGAACGAGUCCAUCGCAGUGAUCGAGCAGCGAUAUCCCGACUUCACGUGCCUGCCUGUGAGGAAUACGGCCGUACAACAGCUCCCCGGAACGGAGCAGCAGCCGCCGAUGGACUUGCUGACAGCGUUGCGACUCCCAUCGGCAGCGACCGUCGCACAGAGACAAUCGCCUGUUAAGGGACCCGUAAGACCCCACCUUGCAGCCGACGAAGACGUCCGCGUACGUCGACCAUCACUACCCUCUCACGGCCCCACCAUCUCUCGCGUAGCCUAGGCCUCCAUGUAGCUGCUGUAUAAACUAUCACCCAAACGCAGGAAGAUAUU
This is a messenger RNA of Phytophthora sojae, 806 nucleotides long. RefSeq lists its product as hypothetical. NCBI's taxonomy places the organism in Eukaryota, Oomycota, Peronosporomycetes, Peronosporales, Peronosporaceae. The record is from RefSeq and is a predicted model, not a curated record. The transcript has a single exon. The coding region runs from base 1 to 756 and encodes 251 amino acids.